Messenger RNA from Candidula unifasciata, 1320 nucleotides. NCBI's taxonomy places the organism in Eukaryota, Metazoa, Mollusca, Gastropoda, Stylommatophora, Geomitridae. The record is from the annotation of a GenBank genome assembly.
AUGAUUAGGACAAGAGAAGAUAACUCUGAGGUUAAUGAAACAGAAGAUCAAGAAUUACCUAACAUGGCUUCUGGCAGACAUAUUGUGAAAAAGAUGGGGAAGAGAAAUAUGGUAUCGUUUUGGAUCUUUGGCUUAUGUAAUAAUUUUGCAUACGUGGUGAUGCUUAGUGCAGCUCACGACAUUUUAAAAGAAGAGGAAAAACCUUCCAACUCAUCCUCAUCAGGAAACUCAACUACAGAGAAUCCACCAGAAACAACUAGUCACGCGUCCAAUGUUACUCACCUGGAAUGCAACUCAAUAAGCACAGGAGCUAUAUUGCUGGCUGACAUUUUACCUACUCUGUUUGUAAAGCUGACAUUUCCAUUAUUUAUACAGAAGAUACCAUAUAACAUUAAAGUAUCUCUAGUGUCAGUUUUUAUUCUUGCUAGUUUUCUUAUCGUGGCCUUUGCUCGUGAAAUAUGGUUAAGUAUAUUAGGAAUUGUUUGUGCAAGUAUCGCAGGGGGGCUUGGAGAAAUUACAUUUCUUAGUUUGACCACUUUCUACCAUGUAAAUGUAGUUUCAAUGUGGUCGUCUGGCACAGGCGGUGCUGGUGUUCUUGGAGCACUUGCCUAUGCUGGGUUUACUACGGCAGGCUUAUCGCCUCGGAAUACUCUACUAGUCAUGAUUGUUGUUCCCGUGAUGAUGAUGGCGACAUACAUUUUUCUCAUACAAAAACCCAACUACGAGAAGAAUAAAAAGAACGAAGAUAGUGAUGAUCACACGUUGCUGCUUGAAGAUAAUACACCAGUGAAGAUACAUUUGACUCUGGGUCAAAAGUUACUACUUAUCCCAGGUUUGUUCAAGUACAUGAUCCCAUUACUUCUUGUUUACUUCGGGGAGUAUUUCAUCAACCAAGGCCUUCAUGAGCUGUUGUACUUCAAUGGAGUAUGGCUCUCCAAAAGUGAACAGUACAGAUGGUAUCAAGUCGACUAUCAAAUUGGUGUCUUCAUUUCUAGGUCCUCAGUGAAUAUAAUCCACAUUCAAAAGCUGUGGAUUCUGCCAAUCUUACAGUUCGUGAACCUGAUCGUGUUGUUUUUUCAUGUUUUCUUCAGGUUCAUUCCAUCAAUCUGGAUUGUUUUUAUCAUUAUUCUUUGGGAAGGACUUCUAGGUGGAGCAGCUUACGUCAACACAUUCUAUAAAAUGACAAAUGAAUUGCCUGCCGACAAGAAGGAAUACUGUAUUGGUGUUGCCACACUGGGCGAUUCUGUCGGGAUUGCUGCAGCAGGUGCUGUGGCUAUUCCUGUACAUCAGGCAAUCUGUAACCUGAACUUAAAAAUGUAA